AUGUGCUACGACCGCUACGUGUCCAUCUGCAAACCCCUGCACUACGGGACCCUCCUGGGCAGCAGAGCUUGUGCCCACAUGGCAGCAGCUGCCUGGGCCAGUGCCUUUCUCUAUUCACUGCUGCAUACAGCCAAUACAUUUUCUCUGCCCCUGUGCCAUGGCAAUGUUCUGGGCCAGUUCUUCUGUGAAAUCCCACAGAUCCUCAAACUCUCCUGCUCCAAAUCCUACCUUAGGGAUUUUGGGCUGCUUGGUGUUAGUGCCUGUUUAUCAUUCGGUUGUUUUGUCUUCAUUGUUUUCUCCUAUGUGCAGAUCUUCAGGGCUGUGCUGAGGAUCCCCUCUGAGCAGGGACGGCACAAAGCUUUUUCCACCUGCCUCCCUCACCUGGCCGUGGUCUCCCUGUUUGUUAGCACUGCAGCCUUUGCCUACCUGAAGCCCCCCUCCAUCUCCUCCAAAUCCCUGGAUCUGGCCCUGUCAAUUCUGUACUCAGUGGUGCCUCCAGCCCUGAACCCGCUCAUCUAC
Molecule: messenger RNA, 519 nt
Organism: Melospiza melodia melodia
Lineage: Eukaryota; Metazoa; Chordata; Aves; Passeriformes; Passerellidae
Product: olfactory receptor 14J1-like
Exons: 1
Biological process (GO): G protein-coupled receptor signaling pathway
Cellular component (GO): membrane
Molecular function (GO): olfactory receptor activity; odorant binding
Source: RefSeq, a predicted model, not a curated record